Molecule: messenger RNA, 2092 nt
Organism: Cuscuta epithymum
Lineage: Eukaryota; Viridiplantae; Streptophyta; Magnoliopsida; Solanales; Convolvulaceae
Source: the annotation of a GenBank genome assembly
UCUCUCACUCUCCCUGCCCAGAAUAUGAGAGUAUAUAGCUACUGUGAGGAUUGAAGUAGUAGUGUUAGUACAUGAAAAUGGGUUGUUUUUGCAUCAGGCUAAAACAUCGAGCUUAUGAAGAUCCUGCCACUUUAUCAGCACAAACACAUUUUACAGUGAAAGAAGUGAAGGCCCUGUUUGAACUUUUCAGCAAAAUAAGCAGUUCUGUUAAAGAUGAUGGCUUUAUCACCAAAGAAGAAUUCCAGAUUGGGCUGUUUAGAAACAGCAAAAAACAGUCUUUCUUUGCAGAUAGGAUGUUCAAGUUGUUCGAUUCCAACAACGAUGACGUGAUAGACUUCGGGGAGUUUGUUCAAGCUUUAAGUGUUUUUCAUCCUAUUGCUUCCUUGGAAGAGAAAUGUGAUUUUUUGUUUAAACUCUACGACGUGUCUCAUGUUGGCUUCAUUGAACAUCAAGGGGUUAGAAAAAUGAUUGUGGCACUUCUUCAUGAGUCAGAAUUGUCACUUCCUGAUGAUAUUAUUGAAGCUAUUAUCAACAAGACUUUUGAGGAAGCAGAUACUAAUGAUGAUGGAAGGAUAGAUGCAGAAGAGUGGAAGGAUUAUGUAUCUAGGAAUCCAUCUUUGUUGAAAAACAUGACAGUUCCUUAUUUGAUGGAUAUCACAAUUGCAUUUCCUAGCUUUAAGAUGAAACCAGAAACGGAUGAUGAGACAAGGAGCGACUUCUAAAUUGUGAAACUGAAGUGCAAUAUAUUGUACAUCUGUAUCAUAUACGUAGUAUCAUAUCUAUACAUACAUGAGAACAUUGUAAUUUUUGUACCACAAGAAAGAUGGAAGGGGACUGGAAAACUAUAGUUUUGAGUAAAAACGGUCAGUUUAGUCCUCGAAGUUGCAAAAAAGGGGUCAAAUAAGUCCUUAUAUAGAAAAUUCUGUCUGGACGUGCCAUUUGAGGUGGCUCCCGAUAAAAUUUUUUGAUUAAAUUUUUUGAGCAUCUUAUUCAUUAAGUCUAGUUUACUCAUACCAAAUUUCAGCUAAAAAUUCAAUCGGGGAAACAUUCAAAUGAAUUCUUGAAGAUAACUGCGCUUUGAACAGCACAAUUAUCUUCAAGAAUUCAUUUGAAUGUCUUCCCAAUUGAAUUUUUAUCUGAAAUUUGGUAUGAGUAAACUAGACUUAAUGAGUAAGAUUCUCAAAAAAUUUAAUCAACAAAUUCCACCGAGAGCCACCUCAAAUGGCACGUCCGGACAGAAUCUUCUAUAUAAGGACUUAUUUGACCUCUUUUUUGCAACUUCGAGAACCAAACUAACCCUUAUCCCUUUUUAAUAAGAAGCAAUAUUGAAUAAAAAAAAGGACCCAGGAUGGAGUGAUGAAGGGAGUCCGGGGGAAGACAUUAUUGGUGUGAUGUGAUGUGAAUGCAAUAGUGUCACGCGAAUUGCCAGUGAGGGGAGAGUAAUUCCGCAAAUUAUACCGUGGGAUCGGCCCACCAUGCGCAUGGUGUGCCGAUCCCAAAACGAGGCCGUUUUAUAUUAAUUAAAACAGAGCCGACAAAAUUCACCGUCUUCUCCAGCCGUCCAGCGUGUGCUUCGUCCCUGCGGCCAAAAAUUUAAUUCCUUUGCUGAUACGAAGCUUCCUUGUUGAACCUCCCUACCUGCUGAAUCGAAUUUGUAAUGCUUCGUGCAUAUGAGACUAAAGACAAUUAUGUAGCAAACUCUAAUUCAAACCAGUGAAUGCAUAAUUUAACACAAGCUGUUAGCAAAGAAGAUAGCUCGUCCAUCUUUGGCCGUACUUGUCUUGCCGGCGACGCAGUAUUCCCUUACGGUGGAUUGAAGGACUUUGAUAAUAUACAUUCCAGAGUAUAAGUUACAUAAUUUUAUGCUUGAGUUACAUUAUUUUAUUUGCGAGUUACAUCUUCUGAAACGCAAGUUACAUUUGUCAUCAACGCGAGUUACAUUUGUUAUAACAUGAGUUACAUAAAAAAUAACUCACUGUUAUUGAAACAAAAAAAAAGUUUUUUUUUUUAAAUUAUUGUGAUGGUCAUGAUAUUAAAAACAAAACAUAUUCACGAUUUACGUAAAGUAAUUGUGUAGUUAGACUCUUUUUUC